Messenger RNA from Nematocida homosporus, 411 nucleotides. RefSeq lists its product as uncharacterized. The coding region runs from base 1 to 411 and encodes 136 amino acids. The record is from RefSeq and is a predicted model, not a curated record. NCBI's taxonomy places the organism in Eukaryota, Fungi, Microsporidia. The transcript has a single exon.
AUGAGUAUUACUGAGCCCACAUCAGAUAUGCAGAAAUUCAUUUGGCCAUUAGCAACCCAUUUACCAAUAUCCUAUCUAGAGAUAUCUAGCCCCCAACUGGACAAGAUAGAUUUUCUUAACGAUGUCAACUGGAUAGACCGAUUCACCCUCAUAUUAUACAUAGACUACCAAGCGAGCAUUACUAUUAAUUUAGGAGAGAGAACCACGAAAGGCAAAGAUUUCCCGUCUUGUGCUUCUCUAUGCAUCGACACAGAGCCUCGAGAUCAAGGCCAAGAACCUAUCAAUUGCCUGGGGGUUCGUGUUACAAACCUUGCUAAAUAUCUUCAACCCAAUUCUUCUGAUAAGGAUGACAAGCUCUUAAAUACUGAAACAAAGUUGACCGAUGACAUUCUAGUAUUGCAAUAUCCAUGA